Molecule: messenger RNA, 1811 nt
Organism: Effrenium voratum
Lineage: Eukaryota; Dinophyceae; Suessiales; Symbiodiniaceae
Source: the annotation of a GenBank genome assembly
CAAGCUGCGGGGAUCAAGCCGUUGCAUGGUGCAACAUGGCUAGCCAUGCAGGUGAGACCUUGUGAUUGACAGGAAGCUGAUCCCAGGAUGGGCGCUGGGCCAUUGCAUGCCGAUUGCAGCAGGAUCUGCGAGACGAGCGUCGAGGACCGCCGUGUCGAGUGCGUGACGUCAGGCCGAGACCCCGACCGGGUGGUGCUGGCUUGGGACUCUGCAAGCCCAAGAAGCCACGAGGCUUCGAGGAGCUCUACGAAGUCAGCACCUUCAGAGUAUAGGAUCCGCUUCUACAACUUCAACAUGGGGAACAGCUCCAACUUCCAGUCGGUGGACCAGCUGCAGGGCCCGGGGGGCCGCGGGAAGUUUCAGGACGCCCUGGGCGAGCGCUUCGUGGACGGCCUCGCACCGGACGUGUCCUUCGCCACCUUCGUGGAGACGCGGCUGAACUUCAGAGAGUGGAUCGAGCAGUACAUGGCAAAGCGGAGUAGCUCCCGCCUGGACUCGCUGGUCGCGCAGAGCGCGCGGAGGGAGGGCAAGAAGAGCAAUCGCAACCUGAUGCUGAGUCUGAUGGAAGGUAUUGCUGCCACCUACAAUGGAAACCUCAAGUCCAUGCUGGCGUUCUGCAGCAAAGACUUUGUGGAGGACAGCUCUGGCGGAUUGUUCGGGAGACUCAACGAGCCAAGACUUGGAGGAAUGGUGCCCAAUCCGAAGAAGGCCUUCAUCGGUCGCAGCCUGGUCUUGCAGGGCGAGGCGGGCAGAGGGAUCCGGCUCAGCUUCGUGGGCACGCACUUCCCCAUCUCCCAGGUGGCUGCCGCGCUGGAGGACCCAUCGAAGGAUCCGCUGGAGGGGGCCAAGAUCGCCUUGGCCAAGACGUUGCGCAAGGUCUUGAAGAAAGCGAGCCUCAGGAAGCUGACGGACGAGAAGACCAUCAUCUUCUUGCAGGGGGACAUCAACAGCCGCACGGUGUUGCGUGGCAGCGAGGUGAACGAUGCCUUGCUGGAGGUCUUGGAAGAUGAGUCGCUGCAGUCAGCGAUGCAAGCAGAGUUGGAGCUGCCCCCCGGGCGGUGGCGCGAAGUGGUGCCCCACCACAGCGUCAACGACCUGCCGGUGACGUACAAGUUCAACGCCGAGAAGUCCUGCCAAACUGGCAACAGCCCCGUGCGCUCGGGAAGCAAUGAUCCAGAACAUUACCUCACCAUAGGUGACGUGAUGUCCAAAGCGCGCCUGCGCUCUUUUUCCGAAGCUCCGGAGCUUCGGAACGGGUGUGGCUUUCAGCACGGCUUGUACAAGAGGACUUUGGCGAGCCUCGGGGAGUGGUUGGACACCUGGGGCGUUGCCUUCAAGCAGCACGACUUCCGCUCCUUUCGGUUCCCGGCCUGCGCUGACCGAGUCAUCUACUGGGCCUCCGAUGAGCUGCACGACUACCUCUCCUUGGAGCUCCCUCGCGGGGGCUACGAGGUGAACCACGGCCAACUCGGGAGUGAUCAUCGCCCGGUGAGCCUCGAGGUGGUCAUGAAGCUUUACUCCUCCAAGAUCAGACACUCGACUCAUCUGAAGCCGGCGCGCAGCUUUAUGGGCGAGGGCUAUCUCUCCGAAGCGGAGGAUCUCGCAUCAGAGGAGGAUCCAGAUGACCUCUACGAGGCCACGCCAAAGACGGUGGCAUCAUCACCGCCAGCCUUUGGGAAGGCGGCUUCCCUGAGCAGCCGGCGCCUGUUUGCAGACGGCGCCGCUUCAGAGGAUGAAGGGACUUAGAGGAUGAAGCGCCGUCGGACAGCGAGUCCGUCGAAAUGUGCCUUGGACAUGUAACUCAGCACGGG